Ceratosolen solmsi marchali is the source of this 588-nucleotide messenger RNA. Its product is annotated as tctex1 domain-containing protein 1-A-like. Gene Ontology annotation, biological process: microtubule-based movement. The transcript is spliced from 4 exons. The coding region runs from base 1 to 537 and encodes 178 amino acids. Gene Ontology annotation, molecular function: dynein intermediate chain binding. NCBI's taxonomy places the organism in Eukaryota, Metazoa, Arthropoda, Insecta, Hymenoptera, Agaonidae. The record is from RefSeq and is a predicted model, not a curated record. Gene Ontology annotation, cellular component: cytoplasm; cytoplasmic dynein complex.
AUGAAGUCUAUCGAUAAGAAAACAAAAUCUCAAAAGUCUGACGACAGGGUUUCAGUGCCGGUAUCGAAAGCCUCAUUUUCUCAAAAUUCCCGAAGCAAAAAUAGAUUAAGCGCCGUUUAUUUUGGAAAUGUUCCAAGAACAAGUCAGGCAUGGAGAAAAAGCAUUAAAAAUGGAUUCAAAGUACCAAUGUACCAAAAUAGUUACUGGCUCGAUCCGUAUUUACCAUUUCGGUAUGAGGUUUCCGAUAAAAUUCUUAAGCAAGUUAUGACCAAUAGACUGAAAGAAGAAGAGUAUUCGGAAUAUACAGUAAAUCUAAGCCGGAGUAUAGCUGCAGAGAUACACGAUCAACUAUAUAGAACUGACUAUGACCGAGUCAAAUACGUGGUGAUUAUAACUAUUAUUGAGAAUACAGAUCAAUCAUUUUCCUCCGUAAAUGGCAGAUUAUGGGAUGCUCAAAGAGAUACUUACUCUGUCUUCAUUUACGAUAGACCCACUUUUUAUGCUAUUGGUUUAGUCUUCGCUAUGUAUUAUGAGUAAAUAUUUUAUAAAGAGAAACAUAUGUAUCUGAAAUUAUUUCCAAAUCUCAAA